Molecule: messenger RNA, 2706 nt
Organism: Helobdella robusta
Lineage: Eukaryota; Metazoa; Annelida; Clitellata; Rhynchobdellida; Glossiphoniidae
Exons: 19
Coding region: 1-2706 (901 amino acids)
Biological process (GO): intracellular protein localization
Cellular component (GO): cytosol; membrane
Molecular function (GO): protein kinase binding
Source: RefSeq, a predicted model, not a curated record
AUGGAUCGAAAGAACGAGGAGAAGAUGUGCAACCACCUGAUAACUUCCGCCAGGCGUCGAGAUCACGUGAUAGCCUCGAAACAACGAGACAGGGUCAUCAACCUGCUGACCAAUAGGCAUGGAGCCUGGGGCGAAUCUAGCGAGAUUGUGCAGCUGCAGUCAACGAAGCAGCUACAAAAGCAGCAACACCAGCAGCUAUUUCAGCAGCAGCAGCAGCUGGGAUUUUGGAAGUUAGACAACUGGGAAGAUGAUUCUAGAAGGAGGAGAAGAUUUGUGAGGAAUCCGUUUGGGACGAAACACGCUGACGCUACGUUGAAGGCUGCUAUCGAACAUGGUGCCACAGAAGAUGCAAUAAACGCGGCUAGAGAGGCGUACAAACUUCAUCACCAUCAGCAGUACCACCACGCGUCGGCCAAUAUGGUGGCCGCCAUGGUUAGUGGCGGUGCGGCAGCGGGUGGCGUCAGUCGCAACCACCAGCAACAAGUUCAGGAUACCAGCGAGGAGGAUCUCUCGCAAAUGGACGAGCGAGACUUGGAAGUGGAAUUCUCAGGUCCUGUGGCUCUAUCGACUCAUUGUAAGUUGAUAUCGCCAGGCUGCGCUGUAAACGGCACGCUGUCCAUCACCAAGGUGGAGUUGUACUUCGAGAUGGAUGAAGAUGAUGAGAGGAAUAAGAAGAUUUUGCGACGGUCAGGAAGGUCAUCAACGUUCUGCCCAGGGCGAGUGAGCAUGGCGUCCCCAAAGCAGAUCUUUAAGAUGUCGAACAUGACCCAGAAAUGGCAGAGGCGGGAGAUCACAAACUUCGACUACCUGAUGUACCUGAAUACGGUGGCGGGGCGCACCUACUGUGACCUCAAUCAGUACCCCGUCUACCCGUGGGUCAUCGUUAAUUACGAAUCCAGUGACCUUGACCUUAACCUGGCCACUAAUUACCGCGACCUCUCCAAGCCAAUAGGAGCGCUGAAUCCAACGCGUAGGUCGUUCUUCGAGGAGAGGUACAACCAGUGGGACAACACGGACGUCCCUGCCUUCCAUUACGGCACCCACUACUCUACGGCCGCGUUCGUCCUCAACUGGCUCAUCAGAGUUGAAUUGAUUCCUGAGUUUUACUACCUCUCUGACAUGUUUGUGAACACGAACAACUGCACGCUGGGGACCAAUGAUGACGGGGACAACAUCAACAACGUCAUACUCCCGCCCUGGGCCAAAUCUCCGGAAGAUUUCGUCCGGAUUAUGAGAAUGGCCUUGGAAUCUGAGAUAGUAUCAAUCCAGUUGCACCAGUGGAUAGAUUUGAUAUUCGGAUACAAGCAGCGGGGCCCAGAGGCCAUCAGGUCGACCAACGUCUUCUAUUACCUGACCUACGAGGGUAGCGUCAAUCUUGAUAGUAUCAGUGAUCCAGUUCUCAGAGAGGCGAUCGAGAACCAGAUACAAAGUUUCGGACAGACUCCUUCGCAGUUACUCACGGAGCCUCAUCCGCCCAGGAGUUCACCUAUGAAUCUGUCGCCGAUGAUGUUCACGACGAUUCCCGAUGACGUCUGCAUGAUUAUGAAGUUCCUCUCCAACUCGCCCGUGACUCACGUGAGUGCCAACACCCACCCCUCGGUGCCCACCCCGGCCGUCAUCACCCUCACCUGCAACUACAACUUUGCCGUCAAUAAGUGGAACCAUGCCGCGGCCAGUUCUCAAGUGCCGACACCAGGAUUCUCGGACAAGAGUGAGCACCAAUCGCAACUACCCCUUACUAUGGAUCAGCUGUUGGGUGAGAUCAGGGUGAUGCGACUGCGCGUCAUCCACAGCAGCUUUGUUGUCACCGCCGACAACAGGCACAUCAUCGCCGUUGGGUUCUGGGAUAGGAGUUUCAGAGUAUUCAACAUCGAGACAGCGAAGAUAACGCAGACGAUAUUCGGCCACCUGUCUAUCGUAACUUGUGUGGCCAGGUCAGAGUGCUCCGUCAGUCAAGACUGCUACGUGGUCACGGGAUCCAAAGACUGCACGCUCAUGUUGUGGCACUGGGUGGCCAAGCAGCAGUGCAUCUUGGGCGAUAAUGGAAGCUCCGAGAACGCCACUCCAAAGGCCACCCUAACCGGCCACAAGAGUGAGGUCACGUGUGCCAUCGUGUCGGCUGAACUCGGGAUUGUGGUCAGCGGCUCGCUAGGGGGUCCAGUACUGAUCCACACGAACACGGGUGACCUCUUGAGAUCCCUGGACGUCCCUGACGUCAUCAACCCUCAACUUCCGCUUCCAUCAUCAUCGUCGUCGUCGUUGUCUUCCGUGUUAUCAUCGUCUGUGUCGUCGUCGUCGUCGUCAGCAGCGGCGGCUCGUCAGACUGUCGUCCCUACACCGAGAUUGAUAAGUUUGAAUAGGGAGGGCUACAUAACUGUGGCCUAUGAUAAUGGUGCCCUCUGCUCCUUCAGUAUAAACGGGAAGGUACAGAAGUACUUACUGCAUAAUAGUAACAUUCAGUGUAUGAUAAUGAACCGGGACGGCCAGUACCUAAUCUUGAGUGGCGAUAAUGGGGUGGUCGAGGUUUGGAGGUCCUACGACCUAACGGUCCUCUACUCCUACCCCAAGUGUGACAGCAGCGUCAGGAGUCUUGCCCUCUCCCACGAUCAAAAAUUCUUGAUGGCAGGCUUAGCGACGGGCUGUCUGAUAGUCUUCAACAUUGACUUCAACAGGUGGAACCCCGAGUUCCAAGAAAAGUACCAGUGA